AUGGCGUCUCCGAAGGUUACCUCGGCCCUUGCGUCCAUCGAAGCCACACCCCACCAGCCAACCAAGCUCCAACAAUACAACGACCUUCUCAAUGACAUCGUGGCUAGCUCAUCUGGCGAUGAGCUCGCCCAAGAUAUAGUCUACUACCUCGAUUCGAUCCUUAACGAAGAUGUCAGCAUCGUCGCAACACGACCCCUCCUCGAUUCCUUCAUCACCGUCCUCCGUAACUUCGACCCGCAUGUCAAGAUCAAAGUUGGUCAACACGCUGUCAAUUUGCUUCAAUCUCGCGCCACUUCGGUGGAAGAGCAAGACUCGCAGAUCCGUGAGAUCUUGGCAGAGGCCUACGAGUCAGAGGAAGAAUAUACCGCCGCGGCGCGAGCGCUGUCGGGGAUUAAUAUCGACAGCUCGCAGCGGCUGGUCUCCGAUUCAGCCAAGGCUCGACUUUGGAUCCGUAUCGUGCGGUAUUACCUGGAGGACGACGACACGACCAGUGCAGAGGCAUUCUUGAAUCGUAUCAAGAAUCUGCCCAGCAAGCUUGAGGACCACGAUGCCAAACUAUACUUUCAGCUGUCGCAGGCGCGGAUUCUCGAUGCUCGUCGGCGGUUCUUGGAUGCCGCACAGGAAUACUUCAGUGUCAGUCUUGCUCCGGGUGUCGAUGAGGGUGACCGUCUCACGGCCUUGUCGGCUGCUAUCCGCUGCGCGGUUCUGGCACCUGCAGGCCCGCAGCGUUCGCGUACUCUCUCCCGUCUAUACAAGGAUGACCGUGUUCCGUCAGUACAUGAGUUCUCCAUCCUUGAAAAGAUGUUCCUCGACCGUCUUCUGAAUGCCGACGAAGUUGCUGCUUUCUCCAAGAAGCUCCAGCCCCACCAACUCGCUGUCACUGCCGACGGCACUACUGUUCUCGACAAGGCAGUUAUUGAGCACAACCUUGUAGCUGCGAGUAAACUCUACAUGAACAUCUCCGUCGACGCUCUUGGCUCCAUUUUGGGCCUCCAGGACUCGAGCGACAUGUCCGCUGGCGAGAAGGCACAGGAUUACGCUGCUCAGAUGGUCGAACAAGGCCGUCUCAGCGGACAGAUUGACCAGAUUGAUGGAAUAAUCACAUUCGACACCGAGGCUGCUGGGUCGACUGGUGCGACUGGCGCGAGUCUUCGUCAAUGGGAUCUGGGCGUGCAGGAACUUGCUGAGGAUGUCGAACGGGUGGCAGCUAGUAUCACUGAACAGUUCCCGGACUUCGCUACAAGUCAAAUGGUGCAUUGA
Molecule: messenger RNA, 1260 nt
Organism: Penicillium cinerascens
Lineage: Eukaryota; Fungi; Ascomycota; Eurotiomycetes; Eurotiales; Aspergillaceae
Product: PCI domain-containing protein
Exons: 2
Coding region: 1-1260 (419 amino acids)
Cellular component (GO): COP9 signalosome; cytosol
Source: RefSeq, a predicted model, not a curated record